This is a messenger RNA of Manis javanica (Malayan pangolin), 370 nucleotides long. Lineage: Eukaryota; Metazoa; Chordata; Mammalia; Pholidota; Manidae. The record is from RefSeq and is a predicted model, not a curated record.
GUUCCCGCAAGAUGGAAUUUAAGGGAAACUACUGGCACGAAACCUGCUUUGUGUGUGAACAUUGCCGACAACUAAUAGGAACCAAACCUUUGAUUUCCAAAGAGAGUGGCAAUUAUUGUGUGCCGUGUUUUGAGAAGGAGUUUUCUCACUACUGCAGCUUUUGUAAGAAGGUAGAUAGGCAGGCUCAAGAGAGUCUCAGAGGUGACAAGUUCAUCUGCUUUCAAGACCGCCAGUGGCACAGCGAGUGCUUUAACUGUGCGAGGUGCUCGGUCUCCUUGGUGGGAGAAGGCUUCCUGACCCAGGACAAGGAAAUUUUCUGCCGCAAAUGUGGCUCUGAGAUGGACAUUGACAUCUAGAAGUAGACCGUCCU